UGCUGUACCUGAGUACCUGACAUCAGCAACAGUCCAUUCCCCUUCUGUCCUAGCCUAUUCGGUGACGUACUUUCAUAGAAUCUCGGAGCGCAGCUGUCCCGACCGUGCUCACUUCUGUCAAGGCGUACGAAUAACGGACGAAUCUUCCAAACUCUCCAGAACAGCUAAAUUCAAAGUUAUCACAAUCUUUUCAGCAUUCUAAAGUUUUAUCAGACACUUUCAAGAGUUGAUAUUCGACCCAAAACGACAGCACGCAAUCUGUACCCGCAAUGACAACUGAACGCGCCAUUGACGAUGUCGCCUAUGUGCGCCGCAGCUCCCUCGCUCCGAAGCAUUCCUUUCCUCCCGUCCCUCAAACCUCCCAAGAGCGACUCAACGCUUCCCUCGACGACAAGCCGCUCGACCACCUCACCUUCACGGAAUCUGAGCUCUCAGCAGCGGAAGAGAAGGGCAAGACGAUCCUCUACCUGGCUUAUGGCUCGAAUCUCUGCGCUGAAACCUUCCGGGGGGUACGCGGAAUCAAGCCCCUAUCCCAGAUCAAUGUCGUCGUGCCUGAGCUCAGGUUGACCUUUGACCUUCCGGGCGUCCCUUACGCGGAGCCAUGUUUCGCAAACUCCGCCCGACGCGAUUAUACUCAAACGCCUCCGAAUGACUCCAAGUCUCGUUACCACAAAGACCGGUGGACUAAGGGCAUGGUGGGCUGUGUCUAUGAGGUGACACUGAAAGACUACGCACACAUUAUCGCGACUGAAGGAGGAGGGUCGGCAUAUCACGAUAUCCUAGUGUCGUGUUAUCCGCUUCCCCAUGGGGAGACCGUACCCGAAUUGCCUUCAACGAAGUCCUUCAAAGCACAUACCCUCUUUGCACCAGCAGCUGUGAAAGGCGGCUUGAUACGUCCAGAUCCCAGCUACGCACAGCCUUCGGCACGCUAUCUUAAGCUCAUCUGGGACGGUGCCAAUGAACUCGACCUGCCCGCCGAAUACCAGAGGUAUCUUCACGAUAUCCGUCCCUACACUGUCACCACAAAGAAGCAAACAGUUGGGAAAGUCUCGUUUAUGGCCAUAUGGAUGCCCUUCGUUAUCAUGAUCUUUGGGCUUCAGAGACUGUUCAAGGAUAAGAGGGGAAGGUCGCCCAAGUGGCUGGCUGCCAUAUACGGAGGCAUCUUUCGGGUCAUGUGGCAGAGUUAUGAUGGUGUCUUUAAGCCCAUCUUCGGUGACGGAGAGAGGACAUUGGAGGAUCGGAUAGAUGACAUUGCUCCGCUCCGGUUUCCGACUGAGAAGAAGAGGAGAUGGAGUGUGGUAGAGUGUCCUGAUCCGGAGGAGAAGCAGCGCUUGCUGGUAUAGUAGAUUCUCGAUAUCCGAUGUCAAACACAAUUAUAGAACUAGCGGGAAAUCAAUCAAUCGGCAUGCCUUUGCGGAGGUCAUAGGGGCUGGUUGUGCCUGGAUGGGGUUCAGUGUAGUCCACCUCCGAA
Westerdykella ornata is the source of this 1471-nucleotide messenger RNA. RefSeq lists its product as uncharacterized. The record is from RefSeq and is a predicted model, not a curated record. Gene Ontology annotation, molecular function: gamma-glutamylcyclotransferase activity. Bases 270 to 1343 code for a protein of 357 amino acids. The transcript has 2 exons. NCBI's taxonomy places the organism in Eukaryota, Fungi, Ascomycota, Dothideomycetes, Pleosporales, Sporormiaceae.